Molecule: messenger RNA, 3455 nt
Organism: Gamsiella multidivaricata
Lineage: Eukaryota; Fungi; Mortierellomycota; Mortierellomycetes; Mortierellales; Mortierellaceae
Exons: 5
Coding region: 289-3363 (1024 amino acids)
Biological process (GO): intracellular signal transduction; cell motility; phosphatidic acid biosynthetic process
Molecular function (GO): D-type glycerophospholipase activity
Source: RefSeq, a predicted model, not a curated record
CCGGCUGUCUGUAUGGUUCCUAGGGGAGGGGUUCCUGAACACUAAAUCAAAAGUGCUAACCUUGCUUUGUAUUGUGUUUUUUUCGGGACACGAUGCGUUCAUUAGGUCGUCAUUCUGCCAUACACCUUCAGCUCCAAGGACACAAAGAUCAGAAACAAGGAUAGCAAGAAGGACCAGAAGGCUCCCAAGAGUGCCCUGUCUCCACAGGAAAAGGAGGAGAAGGAGGCCAGGGAGCACAAGCGGUUCUUCGUCAUCAAGGUCCAGUACGGCGACGACCUCCCCAGUUGGAUGAUCGAGCGCAGCCUGGACGACUUUGUGCGACUUUACGAGUCCUAUCACCCCCCCAUUCCUGAGCAACCUAUCCUCUUCCAAUCACUUAAGCUUCCAAAACCACCAGCCUUCCUUCGCUCUCGCUUCCGGAUGAAUAGUAGGGCAGCGACCAUGAACGACGCGGAUGGUAACCAAGCUGGCCAGAGCUCGGAGGACCAGAGUCAGGAACCGCCAAUAGACGCCUUCGAUCCGAAAUGGGCGAAAAACCUGACCUCAGAGCUGCAGACGUUCCUACAGGACAUGAUUCGAUAUGCCAUGUAUCUCCCGGGAGCAGAGCGCAUGUGCAAAUUCUUGGAGCUUUCGGCAUUGACACUGGCUCAUGUCCCCGAUGGAGGGUAUCAAGGAAAGGAGGGAUAUCUGACCGUGGUCAAGCAGAAACGACUCAUGGAUGAAGGCCCGCUCACAAACGCCGUCAAGAAGGUCUAUCACAAGCCCGUCUCGAAAUACUUUAUCGUUCGCGAUUCGUUCAUCAUUGUUGCAGCCAGCCAUAAGAAUACCGAGAUCCAGGAUGUCAUCCUACUCGACUCCUCCUUCAAGGCCAACAAAUGUCCUCGCCAUAUCCAUGCUCCCCACUCAUUCGACAUCAUCAAUUCUGAGCUCAAAUUCCACCUUCGCGCCAAAUCAGACCUCCGUCGACGCCAAUUUGUCGAUAGUAUUCGCAAGAUGCCAUCUCUCUGGAAGGAACCCAAGCGCUUCAAUAGCUUUGCUCCCGUCCGAAGGAAUGUGAGUGCGCAGUGGCUUGUGGAUGGUCGCGACUACUUCUGGAACGUCGCCAAGGCCAUGGAAAUGGCUAAAGAGACCAUCUAUAUUCUGGAUUGGAUGCUCUCCCCCGAGAUUUUACUCCGCCGUCAUCAACAAGAUGGUGUCGACUGGUCGCUGAAGGAAGUCCUGGGGCGUAAAGCAUGCGACGGCGUCAAGAUCUACAUUGUCAUGUACAGCGAGGUGGAUGCCGCCAUGCACUUGGCGUCGCUGAGGGCCAAGAGGCUGCUCCGGAAAAUCUGCCCUGAGAACAUUUGGAUUCAACGUCAUGGCCCAAACCUAAAGACGGCGUGGUGGGCUCAUCAUGAGAAGCUCAUUGUGAUCGAUAACAUGAUUGCAUUCAUCGGAGGGCUCGAUCUCUGCUUCGGACGGUGGGACACUGCCGAGCACACACUAGUUGAUCUUGAAGAAAGCGAGCUUGGUCACCACUGGCCAGGACAGGACUAUUGCAACCCUCGAAUCAAGGACUUCAGUGAUCUCUCCAAGCCAGACGUGGACACGAUCGAUCGUACCGAAAACCCCAGAAUGCCCUGGCACGAUGUCGGUCUCCAGAUCCUCGGUCAACCAGCGAGAGACGUCGCUCGCCAUUUUAUUCAGCGCUGGAACUUUUUGUGCAGGACAAAGCCCAAGCAGACAAAGAUCCCAUUCUUGCUCCCCAAGCCCGACAUACAUUUGUCCAAGCUGAACGAGAUGGGACUUCAGGGCACAUGCGAGCUCCAAAUCUUGCGUUCUGUGUCCUCUUGGUCGAUGGGUGUCAAGGAUCCGGAAUGCAGUAUCCUUACAGCAUACAUUGCCGCCAUUGAGCGCGCAGAGCACUUUAUUUAUAUCGAAAAUCAAUUCUUCAUCACCUCCACAAACGUGAACAAUAUCAUUGUCCACAAUAGCAUUGGACGAGCUCUGACUGACAGGAUUAUCAAGGCACAUAAGGAGAAUAAGAAGUUCAGAGUGAUUGCUGUAUUACCCCUGGUGCCUGGAUUCGAGGGAGGUAUCAACACACCUGCAGCAACGUCUGUGCGCAUGGUCAUGCUAAGUAUCUACGAGACGAUCUGCCACGGAAAGAACUCGAUCUACGGUCGAUUGGCCGCCGCAGGAGUUCCCAAACCCCACAAGUACAUUUCCUUCUACGGACUCCGGAACUGGGCAAAGUUUGGAGAAAAGUUCAUUACGGAGCAGGUUUACAUCCACGCCAAGAUGAUGAUUGUCGACGAUCGCAUUGCCAUUAUUGGUUCAGCCAACAUCAACGAGCGCUCCAUGCUCGGUAAUCGUGACUCGGAAAUUGCGGCUGUUGUCAGAGAUCAGGAUUAUAUCGACUCGACUAUGAACGGUGUCCCUUACAAGGUCUCUCGUUUCGCCCAUACGCUACGAAUGAACUUGAUGAUGGAGCACCUGGGUCUGCCAGCAGGGCACGAGCAUCGGACUGGGGCUAUGAGCACGGUUGAUCAGGGCGAGGUCCCUUUUACAGAACUCGAUUUCGUCGACCCUGUCCACCCCGCGUUCUUCGAGGACGUCUGGAAGCACUACGCCGAGUCCAAUACAAUGAUCUUCAGGGAAAUGUUUAAAUGCAUCCCCGACAAUACCGUCAAGUCCUGGGCCGACUACAUGCAGUUCAACGCUCAAUCCAAUGUAGAGGAUCCUCGUGUGAAGGAAGAACGGACUUUGAAGGAUAAGACGAUUAACAAGAUCCUGGGACCGACGAUGGGCGAGCACUUUAGAUCGCGAGGCGAGAGCAGUGAAGAUGAAGACGACGACUUUGAGACCAUUGACGGCAUGGCAGCCAAGAGGGCUUUUGUGGACGACGACUCUGCGGAGGACGAAGGUUCGUUGCAGGACAGGAUUAAGGAUGAGAGGACUGCACAUCAUGGAUCAUUAGGCAAGAGUAUGAGAGGGCGAAACAAGGACAAGAAAAACAUGACAAAGUCUGCGGCGGAUCUUCGUACAGACGAGGAGGUCACGCCCAAGGGGAAGGCCAUGGAGAAGACACUGGAGAAGGAUGAAACGCAGGCCAAGCACGAGCAAGAGGAGAGGAAGGAGGCUCGACACUCUGGGAGGGCAGAACCGACGCCGACGGAGCCUCAGUCGCCAAGGAGCAAUGUCAAGCGAACCGCGAGCGCGCUGGCAAAGUCGAACGAUGUCCGUGUGGCCAUGGAGGCUGAUUUGAGCAAGGUGCAGGGACAUCUCGUGGAGUGGCCCCUGGACUUUUUACGCGACGAGAUCGAGUCCCACAACUUUUGUUAUCCAAAGGACUACAACCACCCGAUCGAUCUCUACACGUAGACAGGUGCUAAUCGGACCUCCCCUGCUAUUUUUAUCAAGGAUACCCAAUUAUCAUAUCAUAUCAUAUCAUGGUCGUUACUGUAAUACCUCUU